Messenger RNA from Nyctereutes procyonoides (raccoon dog), 3598 nucleotides. RefSeq names its product TATA-box binding protein associated factor 13 (gene TAF13). The record is from RefSeq and is a predicted model, not a curated record. Gene Ontology annotation, cellular component: transcription factor TFIID complex. Gene Ontology annotation, molecular function: protein heterodimerization activity. Bases 99 to 428 code for a protein of 109 amino acids. Gene Ontology annotation, biological process: transcription by RNA polymerase II. NCBI's taxonomy places the organism in Eukaryota, Metazoa, Chordata, Mammalia, Carnivora, Canidae. The transcript has 4 exons.
UCGGCCCCGCCCCUCCCGGCGCGUCACCGGAAGUGAGGCAGAGGAAAUAGUGAAGCGGCUGCAAGGGAGGCUGCGGCGCUCCUAGGCUGGCCGGCGGCAUGGCCGACGAGGAGGAAGACCCUGCUUUUGAGGAGGAAAAUGAAGAAAUUGGAGGAGGUGCAGAAGGCGGACAGGGUAAAAGGAAGAGACUUUUUUCUAAAGAAUUGCGAUGUAUGAUGUAUGGGUUUGGGGAUGACCAGAAUCCUUAUACUGAGUCAGUGGAUAUUCUUGAAGACCUUGUCAUAGAGUUCAUCACUGAAAUGAUUAUUCAUUUGGGAGAACACGCAAGCGCACGAACUGGGCGAGAGGCAGAGAGAGAGGGAGAAGCAGACUCCCCACUGAGCAGGGUGCUGGAUGCAGAACUCUAUCCCAGGACCCUGGGAUCAUGACCUGACCCGAAGGCAGAAACUUAACUGACUGAGCCACCUAGCCUCCCCUACUUACUUGAAUUCUAAUAGUAAGGUAAUAUGGCUCCCUUCUAAUGUCUAGAGCUACACUGUAAUAUGGUAGCCACUAGCCACAUGGGACUAAAUAUACUAAAUUUACUUAAUUCAAAUUAAAUAAAACGAAACCUUCAAUUCCUCAGUUGUACUAGCUGUAUUUCAAGUGCUCAUGAGGCCCAUGCCUAGUGGCUGCAGCAUUGAACAGUGCAGAUGCAGAACAUUUUCAUCAUCACAGAAAACUAUUUGGGUCAGUGCUGAUUUGUAGUGUUCAGGUGCUUUUUCUGGAGUCAAGUCACUAAAAAAAAAAAAAAACUUACUAUGAAAAAUCUCAAGUAUACACAACAAUAGAAUAGUAUUUUGAGCCCUUGUCUUCAACAAUUAACCUUUGCCAAUUUUAAUAUCUAUUCCCCCACCUUUUCGGGGAGAAGGGAGGUAUUAUAAGGCCAGUCACAGCUUUCAUUGUAUCAUUUCAACUAUAAAUUCUUCUGUAUGUCAUCUCUAACAAAAAGUUUUAAAAGAUAGCCAAAAUACUAUUAUCAUACCUUAACAAAAAUUAACAUUAAUUCCCCAAUAUUCGAUUUAAUAAUACCCAAUCUCUGUUUAAAUCUAAUUUGUCUCAAAAUAUCUUUUGGAGUUUGUUUUCUGUGGUUUCUAUAACAGAUUACUGUAAAUUUAGUGACUUAAAACAACACUAAGUCAUUAUCUUACCAGUUCUUUAGGUCAGAAGUUUGACAUAGGCCUCACUGGGGCUUAAAUCAAGCUACUGCAUUCCUUUCUGAAUGUUCUAGGAGAGAACCUGUUUACUUGCCUUUUCUGGCACCCAGAGCCUGAAUUCUUUGGCUCUUAGUCCCCUUCUGUCUUCCAAGUUAGCAAUGUUCCAUCUUCCUUCCAUAGUCCUAUCUCUCUGACCACUGCUGGGAAAAGUUCUCUGCUUCUAAGGAUCCAUGGAAUUAUAUUGGACCCAUCUGGAUAACCCAGAAUAACCUCCCCAUUUUAAAAGCCUUAAUAACUUAAUCAUACCAGCGAAGACUCUUACCAUGUAAAAUAACAUAUUCACAGGUUCUGAGGGUUAGGAUGUCAAAGUGUUCGGGAGGAGCUCUUGUUCUACCUCCUACCAUCUGUUUGCAAUAGAAUCUAAACAAGGUGUCACCCAUUGCUGUUUGAUUACCCAUUGCAUUGGGUAGGUCUAAAUUUCUGUUAAUCUCUAAUAGCUCUUCCUCCCCCACUUGUUUAAGUGAGGCUCUCUAAAAAAUCAUACUUUCCUUUUUUGGCUAGCAUGUUUAUUUGAUGGUCAAGCAGAACAUCUAAUUUAUGAUUCUCUUGAAAUUGGUUUUACUGUAUUUAAACUGAUUUUCUUAAAAGCUGUAAUAUUCUCAGUGUAGAAAUUUUUAAGUGGGGCAAUAGCUCACUUGGCUUCUCAUCAGUCGAAAGAAGUGGUGUCUGGAGAGUCGCUUGGCCACUUCCCAAGAUGCCUCAGGAGGUUGCAUUACUUGGGUGAAUAUGUAGUCCAGGGUUUGAUUUGCAUCACUGCAGACUUGGAAACUGAUUUCACUCGCAAAAGGAGAGCACAUCCAUGUUUCAGGGUGGACUUCGAAACCAAGCUUGUAAAACCAAUGUAUGAACAUGGAUGCCAAUUUAUAGAUAUAUGUAAAACUUUCAUGGGUUUGACCAGCAAAUUCUUCCUCAUCCUAGGCAGACAAUGUGGGGAAAUCAAAACAUAAAUAUGAAGGUAAAUCAGAAUGAGGGGAGUUAGAUGAAUGCAUUGCUUGGAGCAUCAGGUAAGAGAAAGAUAAAGUUAAUACAGAAACAGGAAGAAUGGCUUCCCCCAGAGCUUGAAGCUGAGCGCCAUGUUUCCUGAGGAGCAACCUUCAAGAUUCCUUUGUUACUAACGCUGGAAACUUGGCUUGAGUUUUUAUUUUCAGUGACAAUACCCAUCCAAGCCUGGUCUGUUUGUGGCUUUCAGGUGGCUUGUAUACUUCUACUCUAACUUAUUCAAAUGUUGAGCUCAGAGUUAAUUCAAAGAGGACAAUUUUACUUCUAGUAUCUUCAGGGAAACUUCAAAAUUGCUACCAAGAGCUGAUACUUCCCACUGUGCUUGGAAAUCAUGAACUUUUUUUUUUUUUAAAGAUUAUGUCUUUAUUUGAGAGAGAGAGAGAGAGAGAGAGAGAGGGAGGGAGGAAGGGAGAGCAUGAGCAGGGCCUAGGGGCAGAGCAGAAGCAGACUCCCCACUGAGCAGGGAGCCCGACACAGGGCUUGACCCCAGAAUACCAAGAUCAUGACCUGAGCCAAAGGGAGACACUUAGCUGACUGAGCCACCCAGGUGCCCUUUAAAAAUAACCUUUUAAGCACUCUGCCUGUAUUCCAGAACAUUCCCGAUUCUCUAUACCUGAUUUUCUUAGGGUCCCUAUGUUUACCUCCUUAACACAGAGACUGAGAGGUGGAUGACCAGUGAGCAAGGUGUUAAAUGUGUUAUAGACUGCUGUUUUUCCUAGAUCUUAGUGAAUGAUUAUAUGACCUAGACUGUUAUAUUAUAGGAUAGGAUCACAGAAAACAAUUGAUAUAUCAGCAAGUACUUACUAAGCACCUAUUUUAUUUGAGGCAUAGCACAGAUAUGAGUUGGCUGUAUGGUAUCUGGAUGAGUAGAACUCUAAAGUUAUAGAGGUAAAGUAAGGAGCAAAUUUCUUUCUUUUUUAUAGAUUUUAUUUAUUUAUUUAUAUUUCAUUUAUUUAUUUCACAGAGAGAGCACACAACCACACAAGCAAGGGGAGUGGCAGGCAGAGGGAGAGGGAGAAGCAGGCUCCGUGCUCAGUGAGGAGCCCAAAGCAGGGGUCAAUCCCAGGACCUUGGGAUCAUGACCUAAUCUGAAGGCAGACGCUUAACUGGCUAAGCCACCCAGGCACCCCAUGAGCAAAUUUCUUAUAUGUUACCAGUAAGAGUUUCAAUCCGAACUUUUGUACAAAAUCCUAAUUCAUGUGUAAUUUGUAGCAUUGAGACUUCGGUUCACAUGCUCACUUUAUUGUACUUACACAGAAAGCCUGGUAAACUACUUUGAACUUGGGUGUAUUCUUUUAGGAUAGGAAGAACAAAUGGUAAAACAUAAAACAUUUUGUCAUGUG